Molecule: messenger RNA, 1763 nt
Organism: Cotesia glomerata
Lineage: Eukaryota; Metazoa; Arthropoda; Insecta; Hymenoptera; Braconidae
Product: ubiquitin-conjugating enzyme E2 J2-like
Exons: 5
Coding region: 160-852 (230 amino acids)
Source: RefSeq, a predicted model, not a curated record
AUUUCAUCGUCAUAUGUUUUGUGUGUCACAUAAAAACGUUCUGUCAAAUAUAUAUUAUUUUACCAAUUUAUAACUAUUUCAAUCUAUUAUCGUUUUAUUAAUAUAUAUUUCGUAAAUACAUAAUUUUUAAUACUUUAUGCUCUUUAAUAAAUAAUCAUAAUGGCGAGAAAAAGUAUCACCGCAACGUCCAGAUUAAAACAAGAUUAUUUGCGAUUGAAAAAAGAUCCUGUACCUUAUGUUGUUGCUGAACCAGUUCCUUCAAAUAUUCUCGAAUGGCACUAUGUCGUGAAAGGUCCAGAAAAUACGCCAUACGAAGGAGGUUAUUAUCAUGGUAAAUUAGUAUUUCCCGGAGAAUUUCCAUUUCAACCACCAAGUAUUUAUAUGACUACACCAAACGGCCGAUUCAAAGUCAAUACGCGAUUAUGUUUGUCAAUAUCUGAUUUUCAUCCUGACACAUGGAAUCCUGCUUGGAGUGUAUCAACUAUUCUUACAGGCCUUUUAAGUUUUAUGAUCGAAAAGAGCCCUACGCUUGGUAGUAUAAACACAACUGAUUGGGAAAAAAAACAGUGGGCAUAUCAAAGCUUAGAGUUUAAUCUCAAAGAUAAAACUUUUUGUAAACUAUUUCCAGAUACAGUUGCGGAGAUUAAAAGCGAACUGGAAAGUCGGAAAGAACGAGAGUUACAAACACGACAUCAGUCGACAACAUCUGAAGUAUCAUCGUUAAUUCGUAAUCAAUUAAAUAGAGAACAAAGUCCUAUUCAUAGCGCAUUAACGAAUUUAGCGGUUAUUGUAGGGUUUGCUGCAUUUGCUUAUACUGUUAAAUAUGUACUGCGAAAUAUUGCACUGGAAUAAGUAUAAUUAAAAUGAAUGUUAUAAAUAAAUAUGAUGAUGAUGAUGAUUUUAUGAUGAUGAAAUUCUCUUAGAAAAAGAAAAAAAAACGUUUAUAACAAAAAAAAAAAAACAAAAUCUACUUAUUGGAAUAUCGUGAAUAAUUAUCUUAAGUCAAUUUAUCGGUGCAAAGUAAUUCAACUAAAUAUCUCGAUGAUAUUAAGCAUGAGUUAUUUACAGUUGCUGCAGUUUAUAAGUUACUAAUAUUCAUGAAAUUAUAAUUUUUCUGUGAAUAUAUGCUAUUAAGAGAAAGAUGCUCGAUAAACGAUGGCCAGUUAGCUGCUAUGUUUUAAAAACUAAUUUUCUUUUUAUUUAAUUAAAUUCAUUUAGAAAAACAGAAAUUUAGUGAUGAAACAAUUAGAGCUUCUGUAAUAAAAUUUAUUUCUUGGAAUAUUUUUAAAAAUAAAAAAAAGACAGACAAGUAAUGCUUAAAUAAUUUAAGACUAAAGAUUAAUAUCAAUUUGAAUUAAAAAAAAAAAAAUAUGGUAAAUUUAUAUCGAUCAGUAGUUACUUAAAUUAUUUUUUUUUUACGAAAAAAUUACGGAUCAAUUGAAUAUUCUUAUGAAGUAACAAUUUUUGUUGAUAUAAAAAAACUUUGUUCGUCAUCGUUAGAACUAAAUGAAAAAAAUAACUUGAUAAGAUUUAUAUUGCUUCAGUUAUAUUUUUAAGUUUUAUUGUCAUAAUGACGUCAAUUAUGAUUGGGAAUAGUCUAUAUCAAUGUUAGACAAAAGCGAUGUAUAGACAUAUUAUUCUAACUUAUUAGGUGUAAAUGUGGCCAUCGGUAGAAAUAUUUGUAAAUAUAUAAUACUUACAAUUAAGAUGCAAUUAACAUACUUACAAGUUUAAACAAUUAAUGGUUUCAGUACAAAACUUGA